Cuculus canorus (common cuckoo) is the source of this 933-nucleotide messenger RNA. Its product is annotated as olfactory receptor 14A16-like. Bases 1 to 933 code for a protein of 310 amino acids. Gene Ontology annotation, molecular function: olfactory receptor activity; G protein-coupled receptor activity. Gene Ontology annotation, biological process: G protein-coupled receptor signaling pathway. Gene Ontology annotation, cellular component: membrane. NCBI's taxonomy places the organism in Eukaryota, Metazoa, Chordata, Aves, Cuculiformes, Cuculidae. The transcript has a single exon. The record is from RefSeq and is a predicted model, not a curated record.
AUGUCCAACAGCAGCUCCAACACCCAGUUCCUCCUCCUGGCAUUCACAGACACACGGCAGCUGCAGCUCUUGCACUUCUGGCUCUUCCUGGGCAUCUACCUGUCUACCCUCCUGGGCAAUGGCCUCAUCAUCACCGCCAUCGCCUGCGACCACCAUCUCCACACCCCCAUGUACUUCUUCCUCCUCAACCUCUCCCUCCUGGACCUGGGAUCUAUCUCCACUACUGUCCCCAAAGCCAUGGCCAAUUCUCUAUGGAACACCACGGCCAUCUCUUAUGUGGGAUGUGCUGCCCAGAUCUUCUUUCUAUUCUUCUUCUUUGGUGCAGAAUAUUCUCUUCUCACGGUCAUGGCUUAUGACCGUUACGUUGCCAUCUGCAAACCCUUGGACUAUGGGACCCUCCUGGGCAGCAGAGCUUGUGUCCACAUGGCAGCAGCUGCCUGGGGCGCUGGGUUUCUCCACGCAUUGCUGAACACAGCCAAUACGUUUUCCCUGCCCCUCUGCCAGGGCAAUGCUGUGGAACAGUUCUUCUGUGAAGUUCCCCAGAUCCUCAAGUUCUCCUGCUCACACUCCUACUUCAGAGAGGUUGGGCUUCUUGUAGUUAGUUUCUUUGUAGCAUUGGGUUGUUUUGUUUUCAUUGUGGUGUCCUAUGUGCAGAUCUUCAGGGCUGUGCUGAGGAUCCCCUCAGAGCAGGGACAGCACAGAGCCUUUUCUACGUGCCUCCCGCACUUGGCUGUUGUCUCCAUGUUUGUCAGCACCGGCAUGAUUGCCUACCUGAAGCCCCCCUCCACCUCCUCCCCAUCCCUGGAUCUGGUGGUGGCAGUUCUGUACUCAGUGGUGCCUCCAGCAGUGAACCCCCUCAUCUACAGCUUGAGGAACCAGCAGCUCAAGGAUGCAGUGUGGAAACUCAUGACUGUACUUUUUAAGCAUCAUUGA